Ornithorhynchus anatinus (platypus) is the source of this 4231-nucleotide messenger RNA. It is a transcript of the gene MAP3K6, whose product is annotated as mitogen-activated protein kinase kinase kinase 6. Gene Ontology annotation, biological process: cellular response to stress; protein phosphorylation; MAPK cascade. NCBI's taxonomy places the organism in Eukaryota, Metazoa, Chordata, Mammalia, Monotremata, Ornithorhynchidae. The record is from RefSeq and is a predicted model, not a curated record. Bases 1 to 3927 code for a protein of 1308 amino acids. The transcript has 29 exons. Gene Ontology annotation, molecular function: ATP binding; MAP kinase kinase kinase activity.
AUGUCCGGGCCCCCGGCCGAGCGGGCCGGCAGCUGUUGGCAGGACCCUCUGGCCAUGGCCCUCAGCCCCCGCCGCCCCCUGGGGCCCCCGGCCCCGACCCGCUGCGGCCGGGAGCGCCCGCUCAGCGUCGUCUACGUGCUCACCCGCGACGGCCGGGCCCCGACGCCCACGGCCCCGUCCCACCCCGACCCCCAUCCCGACCCCGACCCCGACCCCGACCCGUUGCCCCUGCGCUGCCUGCGGGAGGCCUGCGCUCAGCUCCAGGGGCCCCGCGGGGCGCAGCUCCGGGCGCUGCCCUUCGCCACCCUGUCCCUCGGAGACACGGCCGCGCUGGACACCUUCUACAACGCGGACGUGGCCGUGGUGGAGGUGAGUGACUCUCUGCACCAGCCGUCCAUGUUCUACCACCUCGGGGUGCGGGAGAGCUUCAGCAUGACCAACAACGUGCUGCUCUGCGCCCACACCCAUCUGCCCGACCUGCAAGCCCUCAGGGAAGACAUCUUUCAGAAGAACGCAGACUGUGUGGGGGGCUACACCUUCAUCCCUUAUGUGGUGACGAGCCAGGGCCGGGUCCUGUGCGGCGAUGCAGGGGUCAUGAAGGGGCUGGCCGAGCUGUUCCAACCGGGCGUGGGCACGGAAACCUUCCUCACGCCGCUCGUGGGCCGGCUAGCCCGUCUGCUGGAGGCCACGACUACCAACUCCUGCGGCUACUUCCGGGAGACCAUACGGCGGGACAUCCGGCAGGCCCGGGAGCGCUUCAGCGGCGAGCGGCUGAGCCAGGAGCUGGGCCGCCUGCAGCAGCGGCUCGACAGCGUGGAGCUGCUCAGCCCCGACAUCAUCAUGAACCUGCUGCUCUCCUACCGCGACGUCCAGGACUAUGGCGCCAUCAUCACUCUGGUGGAGACGCUACAGGCGCUACCCACCUGCGACGUGGCCGAGCAGCACAACAUUCGCUUCCACUACACCUUCGCCCUCAAUCGGAGGAACUUUCCGGGGGACCGUGAGAAGGCCCUGCGGGUCCUGCUGCCUGUGGUGCAGAGCGGGGACGGGGUGGGGCCCGACCUGUAUUGUCUGUGCGGCCGCAUCUACAAGGACAUGUUCAUCAGCUCUGGCUUCGGCGCCGACGAGCAUCGCGACCAGGCUCGUCACUGGUACCAGAAGGCCUUUGAGACGGAGCCCAGCCUGCACUCGGGCAUCAAUGCCGCAGUCCUGCUCGUGGCCGCCGGACACCAGUUCGAGACCUCGCCCCAGCUCCGACAAAUCGGGGUGAAGUUGAGCUGCCUGCUGGGCCGAAAGGGCAGUGUGGAAAAGAUGCAGUAUUACUGGGACGUGGGCUUCUACCUGGGGGCCCAGAUCCUUGCCAACGAUCCCGCUAAGGUGGCCCAAGCCGCGGAGAAGCUCUACAAACUCAACCCCCCGACCUGGUACGUGGUCUCGGUGAUGGAGACCUUCCUCCUAUACCAGCACUUCCGCCCGCCCCCGCAGCCCGCCGGGCCCCAGCAGCAGAGCUGCGACUUUUGGCUCAACUUCCUACUCACCUCAUGCCAACCCUUUGUCUCCACGGACGAGUGCCCGGUGCUGAUCCUGGAGUUGAACAAGGUGCUGCAGCCGGCCCGGCUGGUGGUCCGGAGCGGGGACCCUGAGGAAGCCGUCGCCCUGAGCCUCGCGGGGCCGGAGGCAGAGGGCCCCAGCUCCAGCUGGAUCUUCCCCACUGCCUCUGUGAGGGGCGUCAGCAUCUCCAAGUGUGAUGAGCGCUGCUGCUUUCUCUACGUCCUUCACGCGGCCCAGGAUUUUCAACUGUAUUUCCCCAGCCGGCAACACUGCCAGUGGUUCUGCGGGCUGAUUCACACCUUCGUGGCCGAGAUGGCGGUGCCCAGCGAGGAGGGAGAGGGCAGCCGGGAGGUGCUGGAGUACGAGUACGAGUUCACGGAGAACGGAGAGCGGCUGGUCUUGGGCAAGGGCACGUACGGCGUCGUGUAUGCGGGGCGAGAUCUCCGCACUCAGGCGCGCAUCGCCAUCAAAGAGAUCCCGGAGCGAGACAGCAGAUUCUCCCAGCCUCUGCACGAGGAGAUCGCGCUGCACAAACGUCUGCGGCACAAGAACAUCGUGCGCUACCUGGGUUCCACCAGCCAGGACGGCUUCCUCAAGAUCUUCAUGGAGGAGGUGCCCGGAGGUAGCCUGUCGUCGCUGCUGAGGUCGGUGUGGGGUCCCCUGCAAGACAACGAGAGCACCAUCAGUUUCUACACGCGCCAGAUCCUGGAGGGCCUGCGAUACCUGCACGACAACCACAUCGUGCACCGCGACAUCAAGGGCGACAACGUGCUGAUCAACACGUACAGCGGACUGCUCAAAAUCUCCGACUUCGGCACCUCGAAGCGGCUGGCGGGCAUCACGCCCUGCACGGAGACCUUCACCGGCACGCUGCAGUACAUGGCGCCCGAGAUCAUCGACCGGGGGCCGAGGGGCUACGGGAAGCCGGCCGACAUCUGGUCCCUGGGCUGCACCCUCAUCGAGAUGGCCACCGGAAGGCCCCCUUUCCACGAGCUGGGCAGCCCCCAGGCCGCUAUGUUCAAGGUUGGCAUGUACAAGAUCCACCCCGCGGUGCCCGGAUCCAUGUCAGACGCCGCCCGGGCCUUCAUCCUGAGAACCUUUGAGCCGGAGCCGGAGCGUCGGGCCAGCGCCGCCGCCCUGCUGGGCGACCCCUUCCUGCAGACCCGGGGCCGGGCCCGCAGUCCCGCCUGCAGCCCGGUCCGCCCGGUCCGUCCCGUCGCCAGCUCAUCCCCGCCACGGGGCGCCCAGGGGGACAGUGCCAAGGGCCCGGCCCCUCCCAAGCGUCCUGCAGAGACAGCUGGGCAAGCCCGGACUCUGCCCUGCCCGCAGCCGCCACCCCGGAGCCAGCCACCGCCCCCCAUGCGCUGCCUUAGCGAGGGAGGCGGCCCGCCAUCCUGCCAGCUGGGGGUGCCCGAGGAUCUGGGCGCAGAGCGGACCCUUAUAGGCGAGGAGAGCAGCCCCCGCCUGUUCUUGCUGCGCAAGGAUAGUGAACGACGAGCCACGCUGGACCAGGUGCUGUGCCAGGAGCUGCCCACUGUGGUGGAGAGUCUGCUGCAGGCUCAGGAGCAGGGCCCUCCCGGCCCCCAGCUCAGCCGGGAGCAGGUGACCCAGCUGGUGAGCUGCCUUCGAGGCUACAUCCGGGCCCCCAGUCGCCGGCAGCUGGCACAGGAGCUGCGGGCGCUACGGGGGCUUCUACGGGCACAGGGCCUCAGCUUGGCCCUGGCCCAGGGCCCGCUCUUUGCUUUCCAGGAUGCAGUGAAGCGGGUACUGCGACGACAUCAGAUCCGCCCCCACUGGAUGUUCGCGCUGGACUCUCUGAUGAGCCGGGCAGUGCAGGCCGCCCUGGCCGUGCUGGUGGCAGAGACCCAGGAAGUGGCGGCCGAGAGCGGCAAUGAGGACGGCGGGCAAAGCCCAGGGCUGCAGGGGGCUUCCCUCAGGAAGGACCAGCCAAGAGUGCCCGAAGGGGCACCCCCUCUGUCUCUGGUGACGCAGCUGAAACACCUGCGAGCGGACACACGCAGGCUUCUGGAGCAGCUGGCGGAGAAGGAGCUCCAGUGCCGAGCUCUGGCCCUUAAGGCCCUGCAGCGGGUCCAGAAGGAAGCUGAGACCCUCGCCCUGGGCUCCGCCCCAGCAGGACCGGCCCACAGCCCCCCGGACCCCAGCCUGGUCCACUGGCUCCAGCAGCUCGGAGUGGACGCGGACACCAUUGAGACGCUGCUGGGUCACAGCUUCACUCUGCAGAGCCUGCUCACCUGUGCCACACGGGAUGACCUCACCUACACCCACAUCAGGGGCGGGAUGGUAUGCCGCAUCUGGAGAGCGAUCGUGGCCCAGCGGGCAGCGCCCGGGCUCCACGCGCCCCGAGAGGCCGAGUGAAGGCAGCGGAUGCACGGGAAGCAGAGAAGCAGGUGGCCCCGUGUGAGUCUUGCUGGGCUCGAUCCUUCUUGCCCCUGCUGUGGGGCACACAGGGCAGCGGUGCUCCCUGGAGCAAGCAGGUUGUCUGAGGAGCUAUCAGCCUGAGCUAGUCUGGCAGCCCCAGGGGCAGGGAGCCCGGAAGCCGUGGGGUGGAGGACCCGGGCCUGUAGGUGGGCAGUGGAGGCUGGCCUACAGGAGGACCUGGGUCAGCAGAAGACAUGGGUGUCAGUGCCAGCUAAGGAUCAUUAAACAUGGGCAUUUUCUA